Messenger RNA from Chrysoperla carnea, 1695 nucleotides. RefSeq lists its product as uncharacterized. The transcript is spliced from 4 exons. The coding region runs from base 1 to 1695 and encodes 564 amino acids. NCBI's taxonomy places the organism in Eukaryota, Metazoa, Arthropoda, Insecta, Neuroptera, Chrysopidae. The record is from RefSeq and is a predicted model, not a curated record.
AUGUCUGCAUUAUUUCCGGUUGAAAAGGAUCCUCAACGUUUAACUAAGUACCCGCACUAUAAACAUCAUUUAAAAUGUGAUGGAUUAAAGUUUCCCAUGUCUCUGGAUCAAAUUAAUAAAUUUGAAAAGAUGAACCCGCAGCUAUCGAUUAACGUAUACGGCUACAAAGAUACGUUUCUACGUGGUUUGGAAAUUUUUCCUGUACGCGUUAGUUCGAACACUGCGGGGAAGAAAAUUGAUCUAUUGGCUGUGGAGAAUGGGAACAGUCACCACUUUUGCUGGAUAAAAAAUUUAGCAAAGUUGAAUCGAUCGGGUGUGACAAAACACGAGCAUAAAAUAUUUUUAUGCGAUCGAUGUCUCAACUAUUUUGCUACAGAUGGCAAACUCCAACAGCAUUCAGUAAAUUGUGGUGAAAAAGAAGCGGUGCGGGUACGAAUGCCUAAAACUGAUGACGAGCGGUUCGUUGAGUUUCAGAAAUUUUCUCAUCAAGAACCAAUUCCAUAUAUUGUAUAUGCAGAUUUUGAGGCGUUAUUGGUACCACAACAUCAUGAAGUCAUGGAAAUGGAUCAUGGGUCUUAUACACAAAAUAUUCAAAAACAUAUACCCUACAGUGCAUACCAUGGUACUGGUUGCUCAAAAUGGUUUGUUAAAGAACUGGAGCAGGUUGCGUAUACAUUGGAAAAGAAAAUUAAACACAUUGAACCAAUUAUACCGCUCACCAUCGAACAAGAAAUGGAGUUUCUGUGUGCAGAAAAGUGUCAUAUUUGUAAAAAAUCUUUUACACCAACAAAUAGUAUCCGUGUGCAUGACCAUUCACACAUCACAGGUUAUUACAGAGGUCCAGCGCACCAAAUUUGUAACUUAAAUUAUCAAAAUUCAAAGGUGAUACCUGUUGUGAUGCAUAAUUUAAGCGGAUAUGAUGCACAUUUUAUAAUAGAACCUCUGCUAACAGAAUUCGAUGGUCAUGUUGAUGUCAGUGAUGAUGAACAAUUUCAAUUGUUAACAAGAAAAGGUGUAUUUCCUUAUGAAUACAUGUCUAGUUGGGAACGUCUUGAUGAGGUAAGCUUACCCACAAAAGAGGCGUUCUACAGUGCAUUAACAGAUGAGCACAUAACGGAUCAGGAUUAUAAUCAUGCUAUACAAGUAAGGAAUACAUUUGGUUUACAUACACUAGGUGAAUACUCUGACCUGUUUAUGAAAACUGAUGUGUUUCUACUUGCGGACAUUUUUGAAAAUUUCCGUAAAACUUGUUUGCAUAAUUAUGGCCUUGAUCCAGCUCACUCUUAUACACUAGCUGGCUACACAUGGGAAGCCAUGUUGAAAUACACCGAUAAGAAACUGGAAUUGUUCACUGAGGUAGAUAAGUUUCGGUUUAUCGAGAGAAGAAUCAGAGGUGGUGUGAGUCAUUGCUCUAAUCGCUAUGCAAAAGCUAAUAAUAAGUACAUGACAGAGGGGUAUAAUCCAAAUGAAACACAACAUUAUUUGAUGUAUUACGAUGUGGUGAAUGAAUAUGGAGCAGCAAUGUCUACGUCUUUACCCACUGGAAAUUUCGAGUGGGUUGACACACCAGACUUCAUGGAAAUUGCAGACGAUUCACCAGUCGGUUUCAUUUUAGACGUGGAUCUGGAAAUACUCCAAAAUCUGCAUGAUUACUUUAGCGAUCUGCCACCAUGUCCGGAGAUAGCAAAACAGUAG